AUGAGGAGUAUGGAGUGAUGAAGGAAUUUUCAGAAGGACACAUGGAAGUAACAAUGGAACCACCAGAGAGAUGUCCUCGCCCUCUGUAUUCCGGGAAUUCCAUACAGGAAGAUCACAACUAUGCAAAAUCAGAUCAGAUUCAGAGUGGAAACCUAGGGGAUGAUAAUAUUGAUGUUAAAGAAGAGUAUAAAGAGAAGGAUGAACAGUGUAGGAUGAUGAAGGAGUUUUCUGAAAGACGCAAGGAUUUCACCAUCCCUCACCAUCAUCAGAUGUUAUCUUCUGUCUUUCUACUGGUUUCGGAUGAAGGUAUUAUAAAAGUUGGAAGUGACGUAGAAGGGAUGUACUUGAAGGAUGAUCAGCAGUCUAUGGAGGAGGCUGGAAUGACGAGGACAUUCAAAGAGGAGGACACUCCUACAGAGAUCAGCACAGGACACGCCAUGGAGAAACCCUCAAAGGAUCCUCCCUUUUUGUGGAAAAUACAAAAUGGGGACAUCACAAGAGACUGGGCAGGAGAAAACAUAAUGCUCUCCACUAUGGAUGGAGGACUUCACAGUGUGGAUAGACCAUGGAAUCCCUCUGACUCUGAGCAACCUCGUACUGUGAGGGGUGGGUCCGGGAUUCAGGGGGAGGAGAAAUUUCCCUGUGCUGAACGUGAGGAAAGUUUUAGCUCUGAAUUAAGUCAGCAUAGAAAUCAUGUCGGUGAGAAGCUGUAUUACUGCUCUGAGUGUGGGAAAUAUUUUCAAUGUACAUCACAACUGGUCAGACAUCAGAGAUCUCACACGAUGGAGAGGCCGUAUUCCUGUCCUGAGUGUGGGAAAUGUUAUCCACGGAAUUCAACACUUAUCCGACAUCUAAAAUCCCACACGGGGGUGAAGUAUUCCUGUCCUGAGUGCGGAAAAUGUUAUGCAGAGAGGUCCCAUUGUUACAACCAUUAUAGAACUCACUUUGACAGGUUGCAGUAUUCUUGCUCUAAGUGCGGGCAGCUUUUUCCGGUGAAAUCAGCACUUGCCCGACAUCUAAAAACCCACACGGGGGAGAAGCCGUAUUCCUGUCCUGUUCCUGUGGUAAAUGUUUUUCAGUGAAGUCCAGUUUAAACAGACAUCAGAUCAUUUACACAAGCAAGAAGACUUGAACUUGCCCUUAGCGUGGGGAAUAUUUUUCACAGAAGUCCCGUAUUUACAGACAUCAGAGGGUUCACAUAGGUGGAAGACCUACUCUUUCACAAAGUAUGGGAAAUGUUCUGAAAGAAGUCUUGGUUUUACAGACGUCAGAGAAUUUACACGGGUGGAAGAACUUUUUCCUGCUCCCAAAGUGCAAAAAAUUAUUCUCACAGAAACCCCAUCUUUGCAGACAUCAGAAGAUUUACACGAGCAGAAGACCUAUUCCUGCCCAGAGUGCUAGAAGUGUUCUCACAGAAGUCCCGUCUUUACAGGUGUCAGAGGAUUCACAUGGGGGAGAAGCCAUAUUCUUACGCUGAAUGAUGGGUUUCCAGCCAACAAACAUCCCACAGAAACCCUCAAGAUGUAUUUAGCACAUCAAAUUAGAAAAAUAUGUUCUGUAACAGGCUCAGACCGGGACACGGGGGGCCCACCAGAGAAAGUUUGGUUUUUGGGCCCACCUUCCAGACCUGUUAAAUUUCCCAACACGACACAAAAAUAUGUUCUUCCAACAACAUCGUCUAUACUCCCGAUGCCAGAACUUGACACAAAACUGUUUUACCGUUCCAUUGUUUUUAUUACACAAAUACAGUAUAUAGAGAAUCUGCCUACAAGGGCUUAGAAACGUUUAUUCCCUGAAAAUAUUCAUGUUAUUAAAGAUAUACAACCCCAA
Rana temporaria (common frog) is the source of this 1830-nucleotide messenger RNA. RefSeq names its product zinc finger protein 691-like. The transcript is spliced from 4 exons. Bases 18 to 1082 code for a protein of 354 amino acids. The record is from RefSeq and is a predicted model, not a curated record. NCBI's taxonomy places the organism in Eukaryota, Metazoa, Chordata, Amphibia, Anura, Ranidae. Gene Ontology annotation, biological process: regulation of transcription by RNA polymerase II. Gene Ontology annotation, molecular function: DNA-binding transcription factor activity; RNA polymerase II cis-regulatory region sequence-specific DNA binding.